AUGGCUGACGCAAAGAAGCUGGAUGCCAAUGCGCAAGCGCGCUUUGACCUGAUCAAUGAGAACCUCGACGAACUCAUGAACCCCGAGAUUGUUGAGGCCAUUCUCGCGGAAGGCAAUAAUCCCAGAAUUUAUUGGGGAACUGCCUGCACCGGUCGUCCCCACACUGGAUACCUUGUUCCUGCAAUUAAGAUCGCCCAGCUCCUAGCUGCUGACUGCCAGGUCGUCAUCCUUCUCGCCGAUAUCCACGCCUUCCUGGACAACUUGAAGGCCCCUAUUGAGCUCGUCAACGCCCGAGCCGAAUACUACCGGAAGGUAAUCACGGCCCUUCUCCAGGCCGUUGGAGUCAAGACCGACAAGCUUGAAUUUGUGCUGGGAUCCAGUUACCAAAAAUCGCCGGAAUAUGUCAUGGAUCUUUACAAGCUCGCAUCAGUCACCAGCGAGCACGACGCGAAGAAGGCUGGUGCCGAGAUCGUUAAACAAAGCUCCAAUGCCCCGUUAUCAGGCCUUCUUUACUCGAUCCUACAAGUCCUCGAUGAAGAAUAUCUCAACUGCGAUGUCGAAUUGGGUGGCCGCGAUCAGCGGAAAUUGUUCGCAGCCGCAGUGGAAUGGCUCCCAAAGAUCGGAUACAGGAAGCGCGCACACGCCAUUACCCCUAUGGUACCUGGUCUCCAAGGAGGAAAGAUGACGAGCAAAAUUGACCUCCUCGACAACCUCGAUGUCGUCACCAAGAAGAUCCGCAAGGCUGAGGCUGCCCCUAAAAUUGUCGAGAACAACGGUCUCAUUGCCAUGGUGGAAUUCACUUUCCUCCCAGUCUCUAGCCUUAAGGGCAAGAAGGAAUUCCGAUGCCCGCGUAAGGAUGAGGAGGAUCUGGUUUACACCGAUAUCGAACCCCUGAAGACCGACUACGCAAACGAUGUCUUGACCCCACAAAUCCUUAAGGCGGGUGUUACCGCUGCGCUGACCGAGCUGAUGGCGCCCAUCCUGGCCGCCUACGAAGCCGACAAGGAGUGGCAAGAGAUCACCCUGCGGGCUUACCCUCCUCCCGAAAAGAAGCAGAAGAAGAUCAAGGACAAGGGUUCUCGUCACCCCGGCGCUAAGAAGCCGGAAGAGCCUGCCAAGGAGCAGGACUUGCCCGAGCGCCCGAAGGCUUGA
Penicillium waksmanii is the source of this 1152-nucleotide messenger RNA. RefSeq names its product tyrosine--tRNA ligase TYS1. Bases 1 to 1152 code for a protein of 383 amino acids. The record is from RefSeq and is a predicted model, not a curated record. Gene Ontology annotation, biological process: tyrosyl-tRNA aminoacylation. The transcript has 9 exons. NCBI's taxonomy places the organism in Eukaryota, Fungi, Ascomycota, Eurotiomycetes, Eurotiales, Aspergillaceae. Gene Ontology annotation, molecular function: tyrosine-tRNA ligase activity; ATP binding.